This is a messenger RNA of Melanotaenia boesemani (Boeseman's rainbowfish), 5593 nucleotides long. RefSeq names its product doublecortin-like kinase 2a (gene dclk2a). Gene Ontology annotation, cellular component: microtubule cytoskeleton. Bases 375 to 3182 code for a protein of 935 amino acids. The record is from RefSeq and is a predicted model, not a curated record. NCBI's taxonomy places the organism in Eukaryota, Metazoa, Chordata, Actinopteri, Atheriniformes, Melanotaeniidae. Gene Ontology annotation, biological process: protein phosphorylation; intracellular signal transduction. Gene Ontology annotation, molecular function: protein kinase activity; ATP binding. The transcript is spliced from 17 exons.
GAGAAGUAGGUGGCGUGAAAAUUAAGUGUUGUGUGCUGUUUUAGAAAAACUGCGUAGUUUUUUGUUUAUUGUUGGAUUUUUUUUUACAGUAACAGGUCCACUGCGAUGUCUUUCACACGCAGUAGUUUACUAGUCGACACAUCUUUGACUGGAGAAGUCCAAGACAUCGCUCGGAUUGUUGCUCCUGUUAAUUUGCUUUAUCAGCUCCACAAAAAUUAAUUAGAACUUUUCACAACGGACUUUUUAAAAGUUGAGACACACUUGCAGGAUUUUUUUCUUCUUCUUCUUAGAACGACCGCAUCGAUCCCUCGGCUUAUUGGAUAAAAGUUGUUCUUUUGUUGGGAUUUCUUUUAAAACAAAGUGAGAGAGACAUUAUGUCUCUAAGCAGAAGUAUCGAAUUUGAACACUUCGAGGAGAGAGAGAAGCCACAUCGGACACCGAGGACCAACUCAGGCUCCGGGUCUCAGUCUGGCUCCAGAGGCAACGGUCUGGUCCCCAGCCCCGCGCACAGCGCGCACUGCAGUUUCUACCGCACACGCACGUUGCAGUCUCUUACGUCUGAGAAAAAAGCUAGAAAAGUGCGGUUUUAUCGCAAUGGUGACAAAUACUUCAAAGGAUUGGUGUAUGCCGUGUCCAGUGAUCGGUUCAGGUCCCUGGAUGCUCUGCUUAUGGAGCUCACGCGGUCUCUGUCAGACAACGUCAAUCUUCCUCAAGGAGUCCGAACCUUAUACACGUUGGACGGGGGCAGGAAGAUCUCCAGCCUGGAUGAGUUAGUGGAGGGUGAAAGUUAUGUGUGUGCCUCCAAUGAACCCUUUCGACGUGUGGAUUACUCCAAGAAUGUCAACCCCAACUGGUCAGUAGGCAUCAAGACUGGUACGUCUCGCUCCCUGUCCUCUCUCAUCCCACUAAAGAGUGAACUGCAGCGUGAAUCUAAGGACUUCAUCAAACCCAAGUUAGUCACAGUUAUCCGCAGCGGCGUAAAACCACGCAAGGCGGUCCGAAUACUGCUCAACAAGAAAACAGCUCACUCCUUUGAGCAGGUUCUCACUGACAUCACGGAUGCUAUCAAGUUGGACUCUGGAGCUGUGAGAAGACUGUAUACUUUAGAAGGCAAGCAGAUUAUCUGCCUGCAGGACUUCUUUGGAGAUGACGAUGUCUUUAUCGCAUGCGGUCCAGAAAAACACCGCUAUGCACAAGAUGACUUUGUGUUGGAUCACAGUGGUAAGGCUUCCACAGCCUUUAUGCCUGAAUGCAGAGUGUUAAAGUCAUCAUACAGUCGCUCUGCUACUCCUCACCGGACAGCUAAAAGCCCGGGGCCUUCUCGACGCAGCAAGUCUCCAGGUGCUGCAAGACGACCCGUCCACUACUCUACCAGUCAGUCUCCAAUCAAGUCUCCAGUAAACGGUGUCUCAGCUCCGAAGUCCACAAAGUCCUCCACUCCAUCUCCCACCAGCCCCCGAACUAUCAGUCUGAAGAUCCCUUCAUCCCAUUACAGCUCCUCCCCAAACUUAAAUGGCUCACCGAACAAUCACCAGGAGCACGCCAAUCAGCUGAGUCCAGAGGUUAAUGGGAACCAGUACUCGCCAGCCUUGAGCGUCUUGGAAAAAUACAAGGUUGGCAAAGUCAUUGGAGAUGGCAACUUUGCCGUGGUCAAGGAGUGUGUUGAGAGGUCCACAGGGAAGGAGUUUGCUCUCAAGAUUAUCGACAAGGCCAAAUGCCGUGGAAAGGAACAUCUCAUAGAGAAUGAGGUUGCUGUGCUGCGGAAGGUGAAACACCCAAACAUCAUCAUGUUAAUUGAAGAGGUGGACACUCCCGCUGAGCUGUAUCUUGUUAUGGAGCUUGUCAAGGGAGGGGAUUUAUUUGAUGCUAUCACGUCUUCAGCCAAAUACACCGAAAGAGAUGCUGGCGUCAUGGUCUACAACCUCGCUGGAGCUCUGAAGUACCUGCAUGGCAUUAAUAUUGUCCACAGAGACAUUAAACCAGAGAACUUGCUGGUGUUUGAGUAUCCAGAUGGCACCACGUCACUGAAACUUGGAGACUUUGGCCUGGCCACAGUCGUGGAGGGACCACUGUACACAGUAUGUGGCACUCCUACAUACGUGGCUCCAGAGAUCAUUGCUGAGUUGGGUUAUGGCCUUAAAGUGGAUGUCUGGGCUGCAGGUGUGAUCACCUACAUCCUCCUGUGUGGCUUCCCACCAUUUAGAAGUGAAAAUAACCAGCAGGAGGACCUGUUUGAUCAAAUCCUUCUUGGGCAACUGGAUUUCCCAAGUCCAUACUGGGACAACAUAACAGAUUCAGCUAAGGAGCUGAUUGGCAAAAUGCUGCAAGUCAAUGUUGAGGCUCGAUACUCAGCACAAGAUGUCCUCUCCCACCCAUGGGUCACGGACGAUACUGUCUUGGAGAACAAUAUGAAGAUAGAGGUGUCAGGUAAACUGAAGAUGCAUUUCAACACUGCACCAAAACCCAACACCACAGCUGGAGUGUCAGUCAUCAUGAACACAGCUCUAGAUAAGGAGACCCUUCAGCUCACCACCUGUUCAGGACAACAAACGGUGUCAUGUUCACUGGGCAAGAAAGUCCCAUCUGCUCUCCCAGACGUACCAGCCUCUCCAACCAAACAGGCAUCAUGUUCUGUACCAAAAUCUACUAAGACAUCUUCAUUUGAGGCACCCAGGAACUCGGUGGCUGCUGAGCUUGAUGCUAUGUCCACCUCUGAGCCACCUGGCUGUCCUUCCCUAAGUGACAGCCAUCUUUUAGCUGCUGAGCUUGAACAGCCUCCUCCUGUAAGUUUGCUGCAGUUCUCCCCCUCGGCUGACACUUUGCCCAUCUCCUCUCCUCCUGAAACUGAGACACCUUUAUCACUCUUAGCUGCUCCAUGCUCUCCCUCAGAUCAUCCACUUCUCUCUUGUACAACUCCUCAUACACCAUUCUCCUGUCCUUCCCCUUCAUCUCCCACCAAACCUGCCCCAAACCAUUCCUCUCCCACUCAUCAGGUGUCCCCCUCUCCUGUCUCCCCCAUCCAACCAGCUGUAUUCUUUCCACUCUUCUCCCCCACAAAACAAGAGCCCUCCUCCCCCUCUGCUAUUCAUCCAACUCUCUUUCCCUCCCCUCCCUCCACACCUCCUGCUGGCCUACCUUCUCUUAGCCCUCUACUAGCAGAGGAACUUUUGGAGAAAAUCUAAAUUCCCACUCUGUCUAGUAGCUAGUUUCACCCACCCCACCCCACAAGAGAUAAGGAGGCUAAAGCGCCACACUGAGCAUUUUACUUUACUUUAUUUUAUUUUACUUUACAGCUAUAAACUGAGCCAGUGACUUCUGUGUGCACAGGAUUCUGCUUGUUCCUGUCCAGAUUUGUUUUCUUUGGUUUAUGUGAGACUGAGAACAAAAGGCAAUGUCUGAUUGUAUAUACGGUUUUAUUUAUUACUGAUGGAUAAGGAAAAGGCAAUGAACUGAGUGUUACUGUCCUGUCUUAUUUUAGCAGAAACAGUACCGAGGUAUUUCAUCAUCUUAAAUCUUGGUUCUUAACUUGGUACCAGUAUGUAGCCAUCCUGAUGGCAGCAAUUUAAGUGUCACUAUACAGUGGGUUGAUGUGACAAAUAGUGUUCACAUCUAUUUGUGAUAAUGGUUUUAGUCUAAAUCUAACAUACAAUCACAUAAAUAGGAAAGGACACCCUCUUUCAAUUCCAGGUUUUUGUGCAAUAGUAAAAAUUCAAAUAUCAGCUAGUCUUAAUUAGUACUUACUACUAGAUUACUAGAACCUCAGAUAAUCAAAAACACAUUAUAUUACACCAUGUCACUAUUUAAUAGGAACUAAAUACAGCCCAAUUACUUCCAUAAGACUGAUAAUGUCAAAGAAAAUAGUUUUUAGUGCUGAAGUUUUUGGAUCAUGUGGUGUACUAGACGAAUCCCUGAUUUGGAAAAAAAAAAAAAAAAAAAAAGAUACCAAUUUGGGUUUUCAGUCACAUUUUAUGAAGCUGUGCUAAUAUACACAUUCUCUGUUACAGACAAUAGAAAAGGAAUAAAUUUUAAACGUGUGUGGUGCACGUAAGUCUAUUUGAGUUUACUUAGCACAUAACUGCAAAGCGAUUCAAUCCCCAUUUGGAUCAGAGUGACAUGUAAAAUGUAUUUUAAAAGUCUAACCAAGGUUGGAAUAACAAUGGUUUUUUUCUAAUGUUUUGUAAACAUGCUAUCAGCUUUAGCAUUUAGCUUGGUUUUUGUUAAAUGACUUGUAAUACUUCAUGUGUUAUACAUCUGAGGUUCUAAGCAUCUAAUUUUACUUCCUGUUAAAAACUAAAUAUAUUUUCAUCAUGGCCUGAUUGAUAAAAACUGAAUGAAGGUGUCCUUUCUGUUUUAUAUAAUUAUAGUUCAUUUUGAUAGUCAGGGAAUUGAAGAUGUGAAGUAGCUUUUCCUCAAAAUAAAGAAUUAAAUGUUACAAAAAAUCUUAAAGGUAAAAAUCCUGCAGGGCAUUAAUAAAUUAUUCUAAUAUCUUCUGUUCAUCUGCACUCAUCCUCAUAGAUUUACUAUGGAAGCUGCUCUGCAAGUGGUGCUCAGCCAUUAUGUGUGAACCUGAUGGUGGUUUUAACAUCUAAAUCUGCCCUCUGGCUGCGAUACUUAUUACUGUAAGUUUAAUUCAGAAAUGAAUUAUCAACACCGAGUUUAGUGUUUACCCACAGCAAACACUAAACUCAGCUGAUCCACAGUUUUUCUGUCAGUGUAGUUCUGCAAUUUUAUCUAUUGCAGCAUUUUAAGUUCACCCACUCUCACAUGCUGAUAUUUUCAUUUACAAAUAUUUAGUGUCAACACUGUAUUGGUAAAUAGUUUAAAUAACCUAAGCUGUGUACUUUAAACUUGAAAGUUUAGUGUUUUCCUUUGUUGGAGAACUCCUCCACGCCAUACAUACUAUACAGCAUAUACAAAUAGAAAUCCACCAGAGAUUAAAUCCAAGCUUCAGAUUUGCUUUUCGUGAAGUGUAAUAUUCAAAUACGUAUUGCUUACAGCUUCAGCACAGAGAGGACACACAAUACUGGAGUUUCUUCUGAAAACACUGGCUGUGUGGAACUAGUCAACACUUCUCUUCCAGAGUAUUCAACCAGCAGUUUUUCUUCUGUUGGGUUAAUAAGAGUGAAUGUGUCGUCACAGACAGGUUUAUACCACAUCACUGGUAUCAACUUAUAGCUUAAUGAUGCCUUUACACAACGAGCUAAGUUAAAAACCGAUGUCCCACAUUCUGCACCUACACUAAAACUCCACAGCAUUUAUGUUGUUGCUUGUAGCAGAAGAUGCCUCUUUACUUCUUCAGGACUUUCUCUGCAUGGAUCCCUUACCCCCCUCUAUGUAAGGUAUAACCAUCUCACAUUCAAAAAAGUGAAGUUGGUACACAAAGUCAUUUAGAUUCUCUUCUGUAAAUGUAGUUGAAGUGGAUUUGCUUUGUGAUUUGUUAAAGGACACUAGGAUGAAGGCAGGUUACUGGUUAAAUAACUUGUAAAAGUGCAGUAACGGGUUUUAUUAGGCAUAGAACAGCUGAUUUUAAUGUCUUGUUUUGGAAAAGUCAAGCAAAAAAAAAACGAAAAAGCAAUAAAGAUUUUAAAUUGUU